Molecule: messenger RNA, 2265 nt
Organism: Tuber melanosporum (Perigord truffle)
Lineage: Eukaryota; Fungi; Ascomycota; Pezizomycetes; Pezizales; Tuberaceae
Exons: 1
Coding region: 1-2265 (754 amino acids)
Biological process (GO): protein K48-linked deubiquitination
Cellular component (GO): cytosol; cell periphery
Molecular function (GO): cysteine-type carboxypeptidase activity; cysteine-type deubiquitinase activity; K48-linked deubiquitinase activity
Source: RefSeq, a predicted model, not a curated record
AUGUCAGCUACACUCUCUUCGGCCGAUAGGCCAUUCACUGAAUUUGGUCUAUUCGACAGCCCCCUGGAUUCACCACUCCCAGAUGUCCCACAAAAUUCGCUAAUCCCUUCCCAACAACCGCCCCAACGGCCAACAAUAAUUACCACCACAUCUUCAAGCUCCGAAAUUAAACAGAGACACCCCUCAAUUGCUGAAUCCACUGCCUCUUCUUCCUUCGACCCUGGAGCAGAUUUAUCUUCUUUUGACGCGUCGACUACCCGCGCUUACCCUAGUCAACAAGGCCAGCCAACUGUCGGUAUGGGUGGUUGGGCCGAGAGCAUUGCAGAGGAACCUGUGACCAAAACUUGGGAAGAGGAAUUGGAGCAGAGGGCUAAGGCUGGUGCUGAGCUUCAACGACGCACUGAGGAGGCCGUAAAACGUGAGAGAGAAGAGCGCUUGCAGGCUGAAUUCUGGGAAGAGGAAAGGAAGGAGCAGGAGAGGGUGCUUAGUGCCCGUUCCGACAUUCCAGGGCCACCCAAACCACCCAAGUCACCGAAACCAGUUUCUGCGGAGAAGCCCCCAGAGACAACUCCGAGGCCGAGUUCGAGCUCAAAUUCCAGGCCAGUCCCGCCACCACCUACAGCCCCGAGGGUCUCACCUCCUCAACCUUCAGCAAAUACCACAACUGCUAUAUACCAGAUCAAACACAUUAACUGGAUCGAUCCCUCUCAACCCGGGUCGGCGCUUAGGCGUUCCCCUAUAUUACUACAAAAUGCGAACGGGCCAUGUCCUUUACUUGCCCUGGUUAAUGCCCUAGUGCUUUCUACUCCUGAUGGGGUCAAGACAUCACUUGGCGAUGUUCUCCGACUUCGAGAGCAAGUUUCGCUUGAGCUACUUCUAGACGCCGUAUUUGAGGAACUGAUGUCCAGGGGCUCCGGUGGCUUGCCGGACGUCGGUGACUUAUUCUCUUUUUUGCUAACCUUGCAUACUGGCAUGAACGUUAACCCUCGCUUCUUGCCCUUGGAUGACGAGUGCCGGGCUUCAGGUCCGUCGGGCGGAUUUGAGAAUACAAGGGAAAUGGCACUUUAUGGGGCGUUUAAAGUACCUCUUGUGCACGGGUGGCUGCCCGAGCCUGUGGACCCUGUCCUCGAUGCAAUGCGGCGGCGCGGCGCUGGGAGUUACGAAGAGGCACAGACAUUGCUCCUGAUUGAAGAGGAGAUCAUCACGAAGGUUACCUCUGGAACCCAACUCGAAUUAACAAGCGAGGAAGAAAGAAUUUGUGAAGAUGCCCGCAUCAUUAGAGAAUUCAUGGAAAAGAGUAAGACACAGUUAACCAUUCAUGGGUUGGACGUAUUAAGGAGAGAUUUAAAGGCAGGACAUGUUGCUAUCUUAUUUAGAAACGAUCAUUUCAUGACUAUUCUCGGUGGGGGACGGACUGGGGGUGAUUUGGUUGGGCUAGUUACAGAUAUGGGGUUCGCGAGCCACGAAGAGGUGGUUUUCGAGAGAUUAGCGGAUGUUCAAGGAUGCCAAAAUGAAUUCCUCAGCGGAGACUUUAGACCUGUCGGCGGUGGAGGUUCCGAUACUCAUAACAGUGGCGGUAGUUCGAGGCACCAAGCAGCGCCACGACAGGAGGUUAGAAGCUUACUUGACGAUGACGAAGGAUGGCAGACCGUUGGUUCUAGGAGAAGUCAAAAUAAUAGCCAAAGCCUAGCCACCACUAUCGAGCGAGCGCCUCCCCCACCACCGCCACCCAGAUCUAGUUCUUCGGGUAACCAAGACUAUGAUUAUGACACUGAUCUAGCCCUCGCAAUGCAACUGCAAGAAGAGGAGGAUGAGAGACACAGACGUCACCAGAGCCGUACUAGGAACUCUACUUCCGCUAUUCCUGCAGUGUCGCCCUCACAACCUGCUGUUCCUCAAAGAAUGUCUGCCCCUGCCCCUCCUCUACGGGCCCAACCAGCCCCCUUCCAAACACACAGACCAGCAUCAAGCUCCGAAGAAGCACCACCCCCAUAUGAACGUGUUCCGAGUACGCCCGCUGCUGCAACGAUUCCCACACCACAACUCUUCCCCUACCGACAGCAAGCCCAGAAUUCUGGUCCUUCAGCCCCUCCCAUCGUCGGCUCAAGCUCUAUCCCUGUUGUCCGACGCGGUGAGCAAGCACGUGGAAUGCUACAAGAGAUCAGCGGCCGCAGUGGGGGUCCACCACCCGCCCGCAGGAGUAGUGUAGGCGCUGCAGCCACUGGGAGUGAGUCCUCGGGAAGGCGUGAAUGUAUUAUUUGCUAG